AUGUUGGAAGGUCUGGUCGCCAAUCUACUGAACCGUUUCCUGGGGAUGUAUGUUAAGAACUUCGAUCCCAAGCAAUUGAAUGUUGGCAUAUUCUCUGGCGAUGUCAAGCUCCGGAAUCUCGAACUUCGCCGUGAGGCCCUGGACCAGUUGCACUUGCCGAUUAAUGUGGUCGAUGGUCGGCUUGGAGAGCUCACACUGUCGAUACCAUGGUCCAAUCUCCGGGGCAAGCCUGUGAAAGUCAACAUCGAAGAUGUCUUUCUACUCGCUGCUCCUAAGGAGGAAGAUCAGUUCGACGCCGAGGAAGAGGAGAAGCGAGCCGUUGCCGUCAAGCUGGAGAAACUCGAGAGUGCCGAGCUUCUCAAAGAACGUAACGUUGAGGGUAUGAGUAAGGAAGAACAACAGAAGAAUCAAAGUUUCGUAUCCAGCUUCACCACUGCCAUUGUCGACAACUUGCAGAUCAGCAUCAAGAACAUCCACAUUCGAUACGAGGAUGCAAUCGCCUCACCGGAUCAUCCCUUCGCUGUUGGUAUAACACUGAAGGAGAUGAGUGCUGUUAGCACGGACGGAGAUUGGCGUCCCACGUUCAUACAGUCGACUUCGAGUACGACACACAAACUUGCUGUACUCAACUCCUUGUCCGUGUACUGGAACAGUGAUGCCGAGCUGUUUGGUACUGGCAAAGGCAGUGAUCAGGAGGCAGCAGCAGAGAAGCUGGGCACCGAGGAAUUGAUUCGUCGCUUCAAGGAAAGUAUCGAAAAGACCGACAAUUCGCAAUAUCUGCUGAAGCCGGUCAGUGGUCGGGCCGGGCUAGAGAUCGACAAGACUGGAAGCACAGACCGUCCUCGAAUGAAGGCGCGUCUCAUGUUCCAGGAAUUUGGUUUCGUUCUCGAUGAUGAGCAGUAUCGUGAUGCAUUGAUGUUAGUUGAUCUGAUGCAUUAUUUCAUUCGGCACCAGGAGUACAAGAAGGACCAGCCCGUGAAUACCCCCAAGGAAGAUCCUCAAGCAUGGUUGAAAUUUGCAGGCCACGCUGUUUUGAACAAAAUUCACGACCGGAACCGCCGCUGGACCUGGGACUACUUCAAGGAGCGCCGAGACAUGCGCCUAAGAUACAUCGAACUGUUCAAGAAGAAGAAGAAAGAACAGCAGCUCACAGAGGAUGAAAAGAAGGAUCUCGACUCGCUGGAAUACAAAUCAUCUUAUGAAGAUCUACGUUUCUGGCGGUCUUUGGCCCGCAAUCAAUUGCGCAAGGAGAAUGUCGGUGUUCCGAAGCCUGCUCAGAAGCAGACAUGGGGACAGUGGAUGUGGGGUCAGAAGCCACAGGAGAGUGAAGACACUCAAACAGAGAUGACUGAAGAGGAUCGUAAAAAGCUCUACGAGGCGAUCGACUGGGAUGAGAAGAAAGCCAUUGCUGACAGUGUCGAUCUUCCCCGUGAGACCGUCAAACUGCAGAUCGAGUCUGGUCUGCGCACAGGUAGCUUCACGCUGAAGCGCGAUCCUCACGGAAAAGCCGCCGAGAUUCUGAAGUUGGUGUUUGACAACUUCAAAGCCAAAGUACUCCAACGACCUGACUCCUUCCUCGCCGAUGUAAAUUUGGGUGGCUUUCGUGUCUACGACGGAACGACCGAGGGCACAUUGUUCCCGCAAAUUGUCAAGGUCAAAGGCGUCGAAGAACAGCCUAAAGACCAGGAUGUGGACUCUGACAGCGCUGACAUAGCUGAUGGUGAUGCUAAAGCGGACGAGGAUGAGAAUGGCCUGUUCCAUCUCGUCUUCGAGAAUAACCCACUGGACGAGAGCGCUGAUACAGAAAUCAAGCUUAAACUCAAGAGCCUCGAGUUCAUCCACAAUCCACUUUUUGUGGUAGAGAUUGCCAGAUUCUUCAAGCCGCCUGCGAGGCAGAUGGAAUCGAUCGGAGCAUUGCUGGAGACUGCCGGCGCUACCGUGGAGGAGAUUCGACAACAGACUCGAGCCGGCCUCGAGUUUGCCUUGGAAGAACACAAGACCAUAAAUGCCAACCUUGACAUUGCUGCGCCCAUCCUCAUCAUCCCUGAAUCCAUCACCAAGCAGAGCGCGCUUUGUAUGAUCCUUGAUGCUGGUCACGUCAGUCUACAUUCCGAGGUAGUAGACAAAGCAACCCUUCAGGAGAUACAUUCGAAGCGAAGAAAACAGUAUACCGAGCAGGACUUCCAGCAGUUGGAAGGGCUCAUGUACGACAAGUUCCAUCUACGACUCGAUUCGACUCAGGUUCUGCUCGGUCCAGGUAUUGAGGCAACAAGACGGGAGCUUGAGUCAACUGAAGAUGCGCAGAAUCUUCAUCUGAUUGAUCGAAUCAAUAUGGAUUUCUUACUCGAACUUUCCAUUCUUCCGAAAGCUCCAGACAUCACGAGAACAAGGAUAUCUGGUACUCUUCCGGUACUUCAUGCAUCGAUAUCCGAUCGCAAGUACAAGAACCUGAUGAAGCUUCUUGAUGUUGCCGUACCGAAGUUCGACAAGUCGACACCGGAACAGACUUCGGCGGACGGCCAUGAUGGCGGCAGGCCUGGCUCCGACAACGUCAGAUCAAAAAGAAAGUCUGUAGCGCUCCUGGAAAAGAAGGAUGAAGCAGUAAUCGAUCACGACUCCGACUCCGAAGAGGCAUCUAAGCAAAAAUCAAAAUCGCAGAAGUCAGAGGAGAAGGAAAAGCCGCUGAACAUCCACCAGCGAAACUUCGAACUUAACUUCAACAUCGAGAAGCUGCAAGCAUCUCUAUUCAAAGCUGAUCCUGAAGAUCCCAAGAGGGACAAGCUCCUUGUCGAGCUCGUGGCUGAACACUUCGCUCUAUCGUUCUAUCUCCGGCCCUUCGAUAUGGUCGCAGAGGUACGGCUCGGUGCUCUUACUGUUGAUGACCACAUUGAACAGGAACCUCUGCCAGAAUUUAAGCAGAUUAUCUCUUCCAAAGGCUUCAAGGCUGAAGAAGGCAAGGAUCUCUUCAAUGUCAAGUUCGUCAAGGUCAAUCCGGAAUCUCCAGAAUUUCAAUCCACGUACGAAGGCAUCGCCACAAAUCUCGACGUGGCAAUAUCGACAAUAAACCUCAUCGUGACAAGGAGAACUCUUCUGACUUUGCUUGACUUCGUGCUGGUAACUUUCACGAACCAGGGCGAGGCGCCGAAAGACACCAAUCCGACCAAUAACGCUAACAAUGAUGUCAAAGCGAUUGACUCCACAGAUUCUCAAGCGCCUCAGAGCGACAAGAUACGGAUCAAGGCCCAGCUGAGCAGUAUUGCAUUGAUUUUGAACAACGAUGGCGUGCGACUGGCGACACUCAGCUUGAACUCGGGCGACGUCGGAGUCUACCUCGAUGCUCCUACCAUGCAGGUCAAGGCUCGUCUAGGCAGUCUCACUCUGGUCGACGAUAUCAAUCAGGGUGCGCCCGAGGAUUCUCCACUACGAAGACUCAUCGCGAUCGAGGGUGACGACCUGGCUGACUUCAAAUAUCAAACCUAUGAUCCAAAUCGUCAGGGCUAUCCGGGGUAUGACUCGGGUGUCUACCUUCGCUCAGGCUCAAUCAAGCUCAACUUUCUGGAAGAGCCGUUCCGCAAGAUCAUGGAAUUUGGCGUCAAAUUUGGCAAAAUGCAAGGUAUCUUCAAUGCCGCUCGACAAGCUGCUGCCAACCAAGCAACACAGGUCCAGGAAUCUGCAUCGAAGAUGCAUUUCGACGUACUCGUCAAGACGCCAAUCGUUGUGUUCCCACGAGCUAUGAUUGAUGAUCGUCCACGAGACCUUCUUACAGCAUACCUGGGAGAAAUCUACGCCAGCAACAAAUUCGUGGGAGUUCAGGGCCAGAAAGACGGUCCGUUGGUGAACAAGCUCACAGCAGGCAUUCGACAUAUUCGUCUGACGACUGAAUUUCACUACGAGGACGGACAAUCUGAGGAGCUUGAAAUGAUCGAGAAGGUUGAUCUGGAUUUCAAGAUUAGGUAUUUGGAGCACCAAGACGGCCUCGAACGUCCGGAUCUAGAAAUCGAUGGCAAGAUGUCAGACGUCAAUCUACGAGUCUCUCAGACUCAGAUGAAGCUCCUACUCGAGCUAUCGAAGACAAUUCCGGCAGCCUUUGCCACUCAGGUCGAGACUGACGAAGAAAUCGCGGAUGAGCUUCCGACGACGCCCAACACGCCCAUGAAAGCCAGCCAAGGAGGUGCCAAGAGCGUCACAUCAGCUCCCGAGUUGAGCGGGAGUGACGAGACAUGGACCAAGUUGAAUCUUGUCUUUGAAGCGCCUCUUAUCGGUUUAGAGCUUAUUCUGGCAAAGGAGGACGAGCCGACUGGAGUCCUGGACUCGGCAAGUCUGUCAAAGUUCUCCUUGAACAAGACCAAUGUCAAGAUGAGGAUGAUGAGUGAUAACGCACUGGAAGCGGAGCUGCUCGUACAUUCCUUCACAAUUCGCGACAGCCGCCAAAAGGACACAAACAAGUUUCGCAAGAUCAUGUCGCUGAUCAACAACGAUGUACAGCAGCAGUUCAUGCUCAGUGUAUCGAUAUCCGGUGGCUCGGAUCGCCACAUGAUCGUCAUGCUCACCAUCGACAGCCCGAGAAUCAUCUUUGCAGUGGACUACUUGUUUGCAUUACAAGCAUUCGCAAACACUGCUCUUGCUGUGAACGAUCCGCAGCCUAUUGCGGAGGCCGAGGAAAUCUACGAUGACGACGAGAACGAUGAACCUGCGAAAGCCACGCAGACGAGCACUGAGUCGGAGUCUUCCAUGACGACCUCGUUCAGAGUUAAUAUCGUGGAAGCACAGGUCAUACUGAUCGCCAAUCCGACGAUCUCGAACACUGAGGCCAUCGUCCUCGGGACCAAGGGCAUCCUUCUGUCACAACAGAACUCCACGACCCUGCAAGUAACCAAAGUCGGCAUGUUCCUCUGUCGUAUGGACAAGUUUGAGACCAGUCGUUUACGGAUCCUGGACGACUUCUCCAUCAACAUGUCAAUGCAGAGCCGAUCACAAGACAAAUCGUCCUCUUUGACUUCCAUGCACAUUGAAAUUGAGCCUCUGGUGCUAAGGCUUUCGUUGCGAGACAUUCUGCUUGCGAUGCAGAUUGCUGCCAAGGCGACUGCAACGUCGUCGCAGGAGAAGAUGCCUGAACACGAGGAGCCAAAGCGAAUCAAGGACCUCAAAGCCGACUCCAAAGCGCCAUCUACGAGACGGAAGUCCGCUGCAGGCGCUAGCGUGUCCCGCACGUCUCGGACGAAGUCAGUCGCUGCGCAGUCUAAGCAGACCAAACCUAAGGCGCAGCGAGCUUCAGUCGUGAUGAAACGCGAGGAGAUGGUCGCUGAGAUCGAUGGUAUACGAGUGAUUCUCAUUGGUGACAUGCACGAGCUGCCGCUGCUUGACUGGAGUGUCAAGAAGUUUGACGUGAACGUCAAAGAUUGGUCCGGGGCAAUGAGCGCCGACACCAACCUCAACACCUUCAUCAACCUGGGCUUCCAUAUGGCGAAAGAGCCAGAGCAGGAUAUGAUGUCCGUGGAGCUGUACUCGCACAAGAACAUGGAGUUGACAAUCACGUCUGCCACUAUCGCUCUUGCUUCUAAAUCGUUCGAUUUUCUGAGCACAGAUGAAGACAUUCUGUCGAAGCCACGUACAGCUGAUGCACCGUAUCGGAUCCGGAAUUAUACUGGCUUCGAUCUCUCGGUUUGGGCAGAUGAGAAAAGCGAAAAUGCUGCUGCUGCCAAGCUCAGUGACGGCGAAGAAUACGCCUGGCGCUUCGAGGAUGCGACUUCAAUGCGUGAGAACUUGUCGCCAGAAGGCAACGCUGGACUGGUCGGCGUUAAGCUAGAAGGCAGUGGCUUCGAUAGUAUAGGCCGCAUUCCAGUCAUCCGUGAGGGCGAAACUCUCUAUAAUCUCAAACCCCGGAAGGACAAAGUUCAGCAUCGAAUGCUCGUGGAAGUCAAGCUUGGCACCGACAAUGUCAAGUACAUCACCUUCCGUUCACCGCUGCUGGUGGAAAACAAGACCCAGAUCCCCAUUGAAGUCGGCGUUUUCAGCCCAGAGGAGGGCACGCUGCUGAAGAUCGAGAAAGUCGCGCCGGGUGAGGCGAAGCCUGCACCCGUAGGAGCUGCCUUUGUACAUUCACUCAUUUUGCGACCCGAUCAGGGUUUCGGCUACGGCUGGUCGAACGAGCGACUCUUCUGGAAAGAGCUUCUGAAUCGCAACACCCGGACAAUCACUUGUCAGUCUGAGGGGCGAGACGAUUCUCCUCCCUUCUACUUCCAGAUGCAUGCGUCAUACGACCGGAAGGAUCCCAUGGUCAAGAUCUACCCUUUCAUGAGGAUACAAAUUACUGCACCCAUCGAGGUCCAGAACCUGCUUCCCUACGACUUCAAAUAUCGCAUCUAUGACAAGAACACGAAGAAGGAUUGGACCAACUUCCUUCGCCGAGGUGGCGUCAGUCCUGUCCACGUGGUAGAGCUCUCGCAUCUGUUGUUGAUCAGCGUUGACCUGGAAGAUACACCCUACAAGCAAAGCGACUUCGCCAUCAUCAACAGUAACACACAGGAGGAGUUCAGGCGUGAAAAGAAUUUGCAGCUCAAAGAUGAGCACGGCAACAAUCUGAGACUGAAGUUGCACUACACCAAUGUCCCACACAGCGGAGGUGCUUUCAAAGUCUCAAUCUACAGUCCUUAUGUGAUCCUCAACAAGACUGGUUUGGACAUGAACAUACAAAGCAAAGCCGUCUUUGGUGGCUCAAGAGCCAACCCGAGCAGUGGAUUCGCUGGAAGCUCUGAAGAGGGCAAGGCCAUGCCAUAUCUCUAUUCUUAUCCGACAGAUGACCGCAAGAACCGAUCUGUCAUGAAGAUUGGUGAGUCAACAUGGAGCAAAGCCCAGAGUUUUGAUGCAUUGGGUAGUUCCUACGAGGUGGUACUGCCUGCUUCUUCGGGUCGCUCGGAAAUGCACGUCGGAGUCGACGUGUCUGAAGGCGAAGGCAAAUACAACGUUACGAAGGUCGUCACCAUCACUCCCAGAUUCGUUUUGAAGAACAAGAUCGGCGAGAAUCUGGAACUUCGAGAGCCUGGGUCGUCGAACAUCAUGAAGCUCAAGAAUAAUGACUUGUUGCCACUAUACUUCCUGCGCCAGAUUCAGGACAAGCAGCUUUGUCUUUGUUUUCCGGGCGGCAACAAUCAAUGGUCGUCGCCGUUCAACCUGGCGAAUGUGGGGAUGACACAUGUGAAGCUAGCUAAACAUGGUCAACGACAAAAGCUUGUUCGCAUUGAAAUCAUUCUGGAAGGAGCGACUUUGUUCGUCCACUUCAGCAUCGAGACCAACCACUGGCCCUUCUCCAUGCGCAAUGAAAGUGAUACAGAGUUCCUUUUCUUCCAGGCCAAUCCCAACGUUGGCGAAGAUGAAGAAGAGGAUCGAGGCAGUGGUUGGAAGCCUAUCCGCUACAAGUUGCCACCCAGAAGCAUUAUGCCGUAUGCUUGGGACUACCCUGCUUCCAAGAACAAAGAACUCGUCCUUACUUCGGGUGGUCGCGAGAGAUACGUUAAGCUUGCUGAAAUUGGCAACCUGAUUCCGAUCAAGCUACCGCCGAGAGAAGCUGGUGAUCCCAUGCGCAUUAUCGAGGUCAACAUCGUGGCAGAUGGACCGACUCAGACUCUGGUACUUUCGAAUUACAAGCCUCAACGUUCACUUUAUCGACAGCAGACCGGUAUGUCGACGACCUCGCAGACUACUGUCAAUCAGGGCUUCGAAGUCAAACAGAUCGAGUCCGAGGUUACUUUCAAGGCAGAGCUUCGUCUGGCUGGUGUUGGAAUAUCUCUCGUAAACUCUAGCCUCAAGGAACUCCUCUAUCUCACGUUUCGGGAGAUCGAGUUCAAGUACGGCGACUCGAAGCUGUACCAGACCUUCAGUGCUACAACGAAAUGGAUACAAAUUGACAACCAGCUCUAUGGCGGGAUCUUCCCGAUCCUGCUGUAUCCCAGUGUGGUUCCGAAGACCGGCAAGGAAAUGGAGGCUCAUCCUAUCUUCCACGCCAUGGUCACUCGAGUCAAGGACGAUGCCUACGGUGUUCUCUACAUCAAGUAUGCCACGCUUCUCCUGCAACAAAUCACGAUUGAGUUAGACGAAGACUUCAUCUUCGCUCUUCUCGACUUCACCAAAGUUCCGGGAGCUUCUUGGACCGAGGAGAAAGAAGGACGACUUUGCGAUGACUCGGUGGAUGUGCCGGAGCCGACGCGGGAAGAGGUUGGUCAAGACGUGUACUUCGAGCUACUCCAUCUUCAGCCAAUUCAGCUCGACCUGUCUUUCGUUCGAACGGAAAGAAUCAACGCGGAGGACACGAUGAGCUCGAACCCAAUGAUGUUCUUUGUCAAUGUUAUGACGAUGUCUAUUGGCAAUGUCAACGAUGCACCCAUUAAGUUAAACGCACUGAUGCUAGAAAAUGCUCGGAUCUCGGUGCCUGCAUUGAUCGCCAACGUCCGCAACCACUACACGCAGGAAGUUCUGCGACAGGUUCACGUCAUCCUCGGAUCUGCUGACUUCUUGGGAAAUCCUGUCGGUCUUUUCAACAACAUUAGUUCUGGUGUAGCCGACAUAUUCUACGAGCCAUACCAAGGUCUGGUAAUGACUGACCGUCCACAGGAGCUCGGCAUCGGCAUGGCGAAAGGAGCCAGCAGCUUUGUGAAGAAGUCUGUGUUCGGGUUCAGCGACAGCAUGGCCAAGUUCACCGGAUCGAUCUCGAAAGGUCUCGCAGCUGCGACAUUGGACAAGGAGUUCCAAGACCAGCGUCGCAUGUCGAAGAAUCGGAAUCGCCCCAAGCAUGCUCUUUAUGGUGUGACUUCUGGCGGUAACGCCUUCGCCACCAGUGUGGCCAGCGGCAUUGGAGGUCUUGCUCGCCAUCCACUGGAAGGCGCAGAAAAGGAGGGAGCUUUCGGCUUCGUGAAGGGUGUCGGCAAGGGUGUACUCGGCCUGGCGACGAAGCCAGCCAUUGGUGCUUUUGAUCUUGCUUCAAACGUUGCUGAAGGUGUUCGGAACACCACAACAGUAUUCGAUGCCGAGGGCUUGGACCGUGUUCGACUGAGUCGCUUCAUCGGCAUGGAUGGCAUUGUUCGACCAUACUCUCAGAGGGAAGCGCUUGGGCAGUUUUGGCUGAAGACUUGUGAUGAUGGGAAGUAUUUCAACGAGGACUACAUUGCACAUCUGGAGCUCGAGGGCAAGGAGAUGAUGGUCUUGUUGACUUACAAUCGAAUUUUGAUGAUCCGGACUCGCAAGUUGCGCAUGGAGUGGGAUGUGAAGUUGACUGAUGUCCAGACUAUCAGCAAGGAGAGGACUGGCAUGAGCAUCGGUCUCAAGGGUGGCGCAAAUGGACCUUUCAUACCGAUCUCUGAGCAGAGCCAACGUGACUGGCUCUAUCGACAAAUUGCGAUUGCUGUCAAUCAUUUCAACGACAAGUAUAACGCGAAAGGCUAG
This is a messenger RNA of Cyphellophora attinorum, 9435 nucleotides long. Its product is annotated as Vacuolar protein sorting-associated protein 13. The record is from RefSeq and is a predicted model, not a curated record. NCBI's taxonomy places the organism in Eukaryota, Fungi, Ascomycota, Eurotiomycetes, Chaetothyriales, Cyphellophoraceae. The coding region runs from base 1 to 9435 and encodes 3144 amino acids. Gene Ontology annotation, cellular component: extrinsic component of membrane. Gene Ontology annotation, biological process: mitochondrion organization; late endosome to vacuole transport; protein targeting to vacuole. The transcript has 4 exons.